UCCUCUGAUCCUUGAGAGGCUGUUAGGGAGUGAAAAUUGAGUGUGAGUGACACCCAAACAGAACCCAAACACCUUGAACCCCAAAAAUGGAAUAUGGUUCUAGUUUCAUAGCAAAAACACCAGUUUUCAAUGGUCAUAACUACCCAGUUUGGUCAGUCAAAAUGAAGGCUUAUCUAAGGGCCUUCAACCUUUGGGAAGUGGUGGAAACUGACCGGCAGCCACCACCUUUAAGGCAGAAUCCCACCUUGGCUCAGAUAAAGCAGCAUACUGAAGAAGUUACGAAAAGCCAAAGAAGCUUGGGACUUGUUGAAGGUAGAGUUUCAGGUGACAGCAAGGGAAUUCAGAUGCAAGUUUUGAAUCUGAAAAGGGAAUUUGCUGUUUUGAGGAUGAAUGAGUCUGAAACUGUCAAAGAGUUUUCAGAUAGAAUAAUGAAGAUUGUGAAUCGAAUCAAAUUGCUGGGUGAUGAAGAACUCUCUGAUAAGAGGGCUGUUGAGAAGGUGUUGAGAAAAGCCUUAAGGUCCGAAAGCAAUGUGGAAGGUGCUCUCUUGGCUACCGAAAAGGGUAAAAACCAACAAAAGGAAGGAGCAAAGAGGCAAUUUUUUGAUAAGAAAUGGAAAGAAAAGAAGGAGUUUCAAAGAGAUUUCAAGGGCGGUAGAUACAAGGGUAAAAAGGAGUCAUUUCCUCCUUGUAUUCACUGCAAAAAGACAACUCACACUGAAAAUUUUUGCUGGUUCAGGCCUAGUGUUCAGUGCAGGUCUUGUAAACAAUUUGGUCAUGUUGAAAAGGUCUGCAAAUCAAAAGUAAACUCUAAAGCACAAGCUCAGAUUGUAGAGAAACUUGAUCAACAGGAGGAGAAGUUGUUUGUGGCCACUAAAGUGGAAGCUUGCUGUGCUAUGAAUCUUAGUUGUAAUGUUUGGUUGAUAGACAGCGGAUGUACUCACCAUAUGACUCUAAAUGAGAGCUACUUCAAAAGCCUUGACAAGAGUUUUACCUCUAAAGUUAGAUUGGGUAAUGGAGAGCUAGUAGAAGUCAAAGGAAGGGGAGUAGCAACUAUUGAUACACCAACAGGUAUCAAGCUUAUUUAUGAUGUUCUAUUUGUUCCUGAGAUUAGCUACAGCCUUAUUAGUGUUGCUCAGCUUGUUGAAAACAAAUACGUUUUGCACUUUCAUGACAAGCUCUGUGAUGUAUUUGAUGAAUUUGGAAAUUUGUUGUUAUCUGUUAAAAUGCUUGAUAGGAGUUUUCCUAUUGAAUGGAAAGAAACUCAGAUAAAGGCUUGCGUGAGUACUGUUGAUAAUUCUUGUGUCUGGCAUAAGAGGUUUGGUGACUCUAGUUAUCAAUCUUUGCUAUUGAUGCAAAAAAAGAGCAUGGUUUUUGGUAUGCCUCUUGUUCAUGUUGAUGAACAUGUUUGUAAAGUGUGUCAGCUUGGUAAGCAAUCGCAAUUGCCUUUUCCAUCUGGUCAAGCUCAUAAAGCUUCUAUGAAGUUGCAGCUAGUUCACACUGACAUUUGUGGUCUUAUGAAGACUGCUUCUUUAAGUGGAAAUAGAUAUUUCUUGAUUUUUAUUGAUGACUACAACAGAUUUUGUUGGGUGUAUUUUCUGAAACAUAAAUCAGAGGUAUUUGAUGUUUUCAUCAAGUUCAAAGCCUCGGUUGAAAAUGAGUGUAGUUUGAAUAUUAAAACACUUAGAUCUGAUAAUGCAGCUGAGUAUACUUCUCAUAGAUUCCAACAGUUUUUGCAGCAACAUGGAAUUCAUCAUCAGCUCACAAUUCCUUACACACCUCAACAAAAUGGUAAUAGAUUGCCAACAAAAGCUAUUGAAGGCAAAACUCCUUUUGAAGCUUGGUCAGGGAACAAACCUGCUGUAGAUCAUUUGAAAGUUUUUGGUUGCAUUUGCUAUGUAUUUAUACCAGAUGAAAAGAGAGGCAAAAGUGCUAAGUUUGAUGAAAGUGCAGCAUGGGACUGGGAAAAAUCCCAAGUUACAAACUCAAAUCAUGUUGCUAAAUUGAAUGACAAACCAGAACUUGAAGCAGAUUUUGAUGAUGCAGCUAAUGAAUUAGAUUUAAUUGAUGAUGCACCAGUGAGAGGAACUAGAACCUUGGAAGACAUUUAUAGUAGAUGCAAUUUGUCUACUGUUGAGCCUUCAAAUUAUUAUGAGGCAAGAUUGGUGGUGAAAGGUUACUCUCAAUUGGCUAGAAUUGAUUUUAUUGAGACCUUUGCACCUGUAGCAAGACAUGAAACUAUCAGACUGUUGUUGGCUCUUGCUGCACACAAAGGCUGGAGUGUCUUCCAUCUUGAUGUCAAAUCAGCAUUUUUAAAUGGCAAAUUGGAAGAAGAAAUAUUUGUUGAGCAGCCAGAAGGGUUUGUGCAAGAUGGUGCAGAGAAUAAAGUUUAUUUGCUUAAAAAGGCCUUGUACGAGCUAAAACAAGCUCCUAGAGCUUGGAACUGCAAAAUUGAUGAUCACUUGCUGAGUCUUGGAUUUGAGAAGAGUCUAAGUGAGGCUACUCUUUAUGUGAAAAAGAAGAAUGGAGUACUUGUUAUAGUCUCCAUAUAUGUUGAUGAUUUGCUGGUCACAAGAAAUGAUGAAGUUGCUUUGAAUCAGUUCAAGAUUGACAUGCUACAAAUUUUUGACAUGAAUGAUCUGGGCAAAAUGACAUAUUUUCUUGGUAUGGAGAUUGAUCAGUCCAGCAAAAGCAUUUUUAUUUGCCAAAGAAAUUUUACGGGUGAGAUUUUGAGCAAAUUUGCUAUGUCAAACUGCAGGCCAGUUAGUACUCCUUCUGUGUCAGGAGUUAAAUACAAAGCCAUUGAUGGUUCAACAAAUGUUGAUGCAGGGGUAUAUAGAAGUAUGAUUGGCAGCCUUCUAUAUUUAUCUGCUACCAGACCUGAUAUAAUGCAUGUUGUUAGUUUGCUUUCAAGGUUUAUGCAUUCACCUACUAAAGUUCAUCUCAAGGGUGUUAAAAGAAUAUUCAGAUAUUUGAAGGCAAUUGCUGGUUUUGGUGUUUUCUAUCCUAGAGCUGAGAAAAUUAAGUUACUUGGCUUUUGUGACAAUGGUUGGGCAGGGUCUGAGGAUGAUAUGAAAAGCACCACUGGUUUUUGUUUCACGCUCGGAUCAGGUGUUAUAAGCUGGUGUUCUCAAAAGCAAGAUGCACUUGCACAUUCCACUGCAGAAGCUGAAUAUAUAGCUGCUGCAACUGCUGUGGAUCAGGCUAUUUGGUUAAGGAAAUUGUUGGUUGAUGUUCAUCAUGCUCAAUCCAAUCCUACUAAAAUGUUGUGUGAUAGCAAAGCUGCAGUUGCUAUUGCUAAAAAUCCAGUCUUUCAUGGAAAGACAAAACAUUUUAAAUUGAAGAAUCAUAUUGUUAGAGUUGCAGAAAAUGAUGGUGAUAUUGUUAUGGUGCACUGUUCCUCUGAAGAAAAUGUUGCUGAUAUUUUCACUAAGGGCUUACAGAAGAUCAGAUUUGAAGCUCUUAGAAACAAGCUUGGAAUUUGCAGCUUGGAUGCCAAGAAGGAGUGUUGAAUGAAGUUUAGAUUUUUGUAGUUUUCAAAGUACUGUGCCAUCACAUGCUGCAACAAUUCAGUGUCUGAUUUUUUGAUGUAAUUUAACCCUUGGUUAGGUAGUUUUUUGUUAACCUUCUAUCAGUAUAGACACUUGAGUAGGGGGCUAAAAUUAAGCUACUUGUAGUUUGGUAAACUACUCUUCCCCUUUCGCGAAAGCUAGUGUUUAUUUUGCAUAAAAUGAGAAAUCAAUGAUCAUUUCUGUG
Molecule: messenger RNA, 3753 nt
Organism: Rubroshorea leprosula
Lineage: Eukaryota; Viridiplantae; Streptophyta; Magnoliopsida; Malvales; Dipterocarpaceae
Source: the annotation of a GenBank genome assembly